AGGCUAUCGUUGCUGUCAAUCCCAGCGGUCCACCUGUUCUGCGCGUCGAGCUUAAUGGAAUUAUUUUUUUUCAGAGGAUCAUUAUCAUCAUCCUCGUCUCAUCCUUGCGGGUGUAGCCUAGUUUAUAAUUAGAUAUGAAGACGAGUUUCAUGCCGCUGGUUUUUCUAUGCUGCGUUGGGUAUAUUCAAAGCAAACCUUCAUCGCAGCCGUGUCCAAGUGGGCAGUUUGCAUUGAAGAAUCAGUGCGUCCUCUGUCAUCCCACCUGCUCAGAAUGUGCGGGCCACGAACUAUUCGAAUGUACCUCUUGUGGAGUAGAUGAGGAAGGCCUGGAGCGUUUCCUGCACCAAGGCCACUGCAGGCCCCACUGCCCACGUGGAACAUACCCAGAGCGGGCACGCUAUUCCUGCCUGCCCUGCAUGGCCAACUGCGAGCUGUGUGUCGAUGCCCACGUCUGUGCCAAGUGCAGGGAUGGCUAUCGGCUCUUCGGCGGCAUCUGCCAGGCUGCCCUCUGCAGAGUGGGGCAGGUAGAGGACCCAGAGACUGGCGAGUGUGUUGACUGUGAGCCUGGCUGCAAGUCAUGCACUCCAGAUGACCCGGAGCUCUGCAACAGCUGCACCGAGGGGUACUUCCUCUACCGCUACCAGUGUCGGAGGCAUUGCCCCCAGAGGACCUUUGAGGACCAGGACAGGGGUUUGUGCCAGGGAUGCCCGUCCCAGUGCGCAGACUGCCGCAGCAGCACCCUCUGCCUGGCCUGCCAGCCAGGCCACUUCUUGCACGGUUUUGACUGUGUGAAAGAGUGUCCCGAGGGCUCGUUUGGAGAUGGCAGCGGGUGGCGUUGCCAGUCCUGCCACACGUCCUGUCAGACGUGCCACGGCCCACACAUGAGGGACUGCGACCUGUGCCCAAGUGGCACCCUGCCCGUUUACGGCCAGUGCCCUGUGCCCUGCCAACAGGGACAAUAUUUUGACGGAAUUGACAGUGAAUGCCAUUACUGUGACGUGUCAUGCAAAACAUGUUUUGGUCCAAAGGCUCUAGACUGUUCAUCAUGCUUUACAGGCUAUAUUCUGGACCAGGAAGGUGCGUGCGUUGAGCACUGUGUCCCAGGAUCCUUUGCCAAUGUGAUGUCACAGCUAUGUGAGGAGUGUUCCCCUAACUGUGAGACGUGUGAGGGUGCCAGCGACAAGUGUGUCAGCUGCAAGAGCGGCCCUUUCAAGCUCCUCCUGCACCAAGGCCGAUGCUGGUCCAACUGCCCUGAUGGUUUCUUCGAGACGGCAGAGGGCAUGUGUGAAGCGUGUGAAGCACCCUGUGUGACGUGCGAUGUGUCGGGGUCCCAGUGCCUCUCAUGUGGCGAGGGUAACUUUCUGGAGGGCGGCCAGUGCCGGGUCAACUGCUCCCUGGACAGGAGCUACGCCGCCGCAGACGGAAUGUGCAGGCGCUGCGCUCCACACUGCGAUGCCUGCAUAGACGACAAGACCUGUUCCAAGUGCAGUUUCCUGUACCUGCUGCUGAACGGCGUAUGCCAAGCCAGCUGCCCAGAGGGCUACUUUGAGGACCUGGAUGAGGGUCACUGUGUCCGCUGCCACCCCAGCUGUGCCACCUGCUCUGGCCCUUUGGCGGAUGACUGCGAGACAUGCUCCACGCCCACUCCGAAGCUCUAUGAGGGCACCUGUUCAGAGGAGUGCCCCGACAGCACGUACUUCGAGACGUCGACGCGGGAAUGCCAAGAAUGCCACCAGACCUGUGCACGGUGUACAGGACCUGAGCCCAACCUCUGCACACAGUGUGGCAAGGGCCUGGCCCUCGACCCCAACACUUUGAUGUGCGGAGUGACCGGUGAUUCAGGCUGCCCGCCCAGGACCUUCCUGCAUGCCAACCGCUUCACCUGCCAGGCAUGCCACCGACAAUGCCAGUCUUGCGAGGGGCCGGGACCUGCUGACUGCCUGACCUGUGCCCUGCCCAGAUACCUCCACAAGGGCUUGUGUGUAAGUGAGUGCCCAGCGGGCAGCUACGCUGCCAGUGAGGAGGCUGACGGCAUGGAUCUCGGCUUCUGCUCCACCUGCGACCAUGUUUGCGCCACCUGCUCCGGGGCCUCACCCAAAGACUGCACCUCCUGCUCUCGGGGCUACCUCCGCCUGCUGCACCUCUGCGUCUCCCACUGCCCUACGGGGUUCUAUGCAGAUGGGGACCGCUGUGAAAAAUGCCACCGUUCCUGUGAUCAGUGUUCUGGUCCUGGACCUGAGUCCUGCCAGGCCUGUCCCGCGCCACUGCUAGAACUUCACGGAACCCGGCUCUGUGUGGAACACUGCCCACAGCGGUUCUACCAGACAGGACAGCGCUGCACCCAGUGUCACACCAGCUGUCAGAGCUGCACAGAUUCCAACCCUCAGAGCUGUGUGACAUGUGACUGGGGCAGUAUUCUGCAGAAGGGUGUGUGCUACCCCCGCUGUGAAGAGAGUCGUUACUUAUCCCUGAGUGAGGUGUGUGAGCUGUGUGACGGCUCCUGCAGACACUGCUCGGCUGCCGGCCCUCAGAGCUGCCUGACAUGCCAUGCCGGCUUCGCUCUCCACGCCAUGGAAGGCCGCUGUGUCCGCUGCUGCCCGCAGGACCUUGGGCGCCAGCAUGCGGCCAGGGAGGAGGAGGAGGAGGAGCAGAGGGAAGGGGAGCAGGAACAUGAGACCUGCUGUGUGUGUGACCCUGGCACAGCUCUCUGUGUGGAGACCCCUACGGUGGAUCAGCGGGACCAGAGUGUAGCGUUGGGUCCAGAGUCCAGUCUGUCUCACCGCACGGCUGCCACGCUGCCCACAGUUCUAUGUCUGGCCCUCCUGGUGGCGCUGGGCGUGUUCGGGCUGGUCCAGGCCCGUGCCCGCAAGCGGCUGUGCUGGGGACGCAGCUACGAGAGGCUGAGCGGGACGGCGGGUUACAGGCAGGACCUGUGGAACAUGCCUCAUGGCGUUCCAGAGCCAGAGGACAGUGCGGACGAAGUGGACGUUGUGUACACCAGCCGAGAUGGGUCUGUGUACCGGCGAUACAGCUUUAUCCAUGAGUCAGACGCUGUAGAAGGCGAGGAAGAGGUGGAGGAAGAGGGGGACGAGAGCACACAGCUGAACAAAGCCUAGAAGACACACACACACACGUUCACACAGUCUCAAAUUCUAUAUAAAUAUACUUCUAGAGUAACACAAGUGGAUUAGUGGUUUUCUAGACAUCUACGGACCCACACUAAACUCCACACAUAAGGGGACAAACUUUUUUUUUUGGUAUUUCCACCAAGCACAAAAUAGCCACAAAAUGAUUCAUUAAUUAAACACCAUUGCACACUGGUAUCUGUGUGUGGACAAAACUGACAAAUGUAUAGUUUUAGAUGCCUUUUUGAUAAGAGAAUUGUAACAAUGGUUGGGUUAUUUUAUAAGACUUACAAUACGAAGGAACAUAAAUAUAUACUAUCUAGUGAUGUGAUUGAUUUUUUGAAAUUAUAUCAUCAAAAUUAAUUUUCAUAAAUGGUGCAUUCAAGGUUUUGGGCUCUGGUACACAGACACAUGCAUACAAAGCCCCUGCCUGAGUUUAUAGGGUUAGUAGUUGAAAUUGAAGAAGUGUAACUUAUGCCAUCAUAUGUAACCAUAUGAUUUUCGAGUGAUUUCACAGUAAACUCAAUUUUCAAAGUCGGAAUUGUCGUGGCAGAUAUUCAGACUCAGGCCAGAAAUUAAGUCCAAACAUCUUGCCUACAACGUAACAAAAAUACACCAUUAUAAGUGCUGAAGUAAAAAACUUGUCCCAAAAAGAAGGCGCAAAAGUCCGGCAGAGUUCCGUGCAAAAAUUCCUUUAAUGACUACAUAGCGCAAAGCCUGAGUGGAUCGCACGAUCGCACUCCCGAACAAAGGUAGAACUCUCUUACUUAUACCCCUCCAAAAUGCUGACACAACACUACCCCGAACCCACAGAUGGCGUUAUGAAAGGGUACGAACUUUUCACCUUAAGUUUACGGAAAGUUCAGAGGUGUACAGUAUAGAGUGAUCACAGGUCAUACAUUGUGCAUGGGUUAAAUAUCGUUCGCCCCCCUGUACUCUCCUACUGGUUGUUAUGAGUAGAGCUCGCCCUGUGUACGCGUUAUCUUGCAGCUUCAAGGCAGCUUCAAGGCCGACUUUGGUUUAU
Alosa sapidissima (American shad) is the source of this 4149-nucleotide messenger RNA. Its product is annotated as proprotein convertase subtilisin/kexin type 5. Lineage: Eukaryota; Metazoa; Chordata; Actinopteri; Clupeiformes; Clupeidae. The record is from RefSeq and is a predicted model, not a curated record. The coding region runs from base 135 to 3116 and encodes 993 amino acids. The transcript has 16 exons.